This is a messenger RNA of Ogataea haglerorum, 399 nucleotides long. RefSeq lists its product as uncharacterized. Gene Ontology annotation, biological process: mitochondrial respiratory chain complex III assembly. The record is from RefSeq and is a predicted model, not a curated record. The transcript has a single exon. Bases 1 to 399 code for a protein of 132 amino acids. Lineage: Eukaryota; Fungi; Ascomycota; Pichiomycetes; Pichiales; Pichiaceae.
AUGUCUCUCGCAAAACAGGCUCUCAGCGCAUAUCGCGGCGCGCUGCGUGCUACUUCGGUCGCGUUCAACAGCGAUAUCCCCAUGCUCCAGGCUGCUCGCGCGCAGAUAAAGGCGAAGAUGGCUCUUGAAGUCGACCCAGACAUGCCAGACAAGAGCAUCGAGGACCGGAUCAAGCACCUGAACGACGUGUCGCUGUUUCUGCGGCGCAACAUCGUGCAGGGGCGAAAGGAAGAGGACGAGGAGAACAAGUAUUUCCUGAAUAUCCACAAGGACACCGAGCUGGGAGACAACGACGAUAUCAAGAAGAAGAAAGGCAAGAGGAACCCGUUUGGCGGCGAGAUGGCCGGCGGCGGAUGCUGUGGAGGCGGCGAGAUCAAGAUGAACGAGAGACGGGGAUGA